Messenger RNA from Mytilus californianus (California mussel), 4314 nucleotides. RefSeq lists its product as uncharacterized. Gene Ontology annotation, molecular function: actin filament binding. Gene Ontology annotation, cellular component: plasma membrane; actin cytoskeleton. Bases 1016 to 3364 code for a protein of 782 amino acids. Gene Ontology annotation, biological process: actin filament bundle assembly. The transcript has a single exon. The record is from RefSeq and is a predicted model, not a curated record. Lineage: Eukaryota; Metazoa; Mollusca; Bivalvia; Mytilida; Mytilidae.
UAAGUCACAACUGAUCUGAACUGCUUCGUGGAUAGUUAUCGAAAAUAUUGGGCGAAGACAAUGUGAUCUAUGGCAGAACUUAACCCGCUAUGGUAUGAGGAAUUUCCCGCAAUAAUCCAGCUUUAGCUGCCAAAAGUGUGCAAUACAACCCACGCGUUGUGUUAUACAUAUCUUCUUCCGCAAAUGGUACACGUGUACAAAAUAUACUUUUUGUGAGGAUUAGUAAGAGUGUUCUGACCAAAAAUUUCGAUGUCCAUAUCGAAACUUAUCGGAAAAUUCUUUGGAUGUUUAAAGAGAUAAAACUUAUACGAACAAUAUUAUUAUAGCAGCUUAUACUCUUUAUCUAUUACGGAUAUUUUAAAAUUUACAGACACCGCCUAUAAACGUCAUUUGAACUUUUAACAACGUGCAAAUAACAUGAAGAUGGAAUUUCACUUAAUGUAUCGCUAUACAUGGAUACACAAUUAUUUCAGUAUCUUAAGAAUUAAAUGACAAAGAAAAAUCAAUCAUUCAACUUUACUUUAUAUAUAUGACAGAGAAACUAUUCAUCUCACCUGAACAACUACUAUUUGGAUCUUUAAAACGGAAAAUAUUUUAGACUCACGCAUAUACAAAAAUUAAAUGGCAAGAAAGAUUAUAAUUAUACAUAACCACGAUUUGCAGCUUUUAAUAUUAAAUGUAUAACUUGUUCAUACAAGUUUGAGAUAUUAUUUAUUUAUUUUAAACCAAAUCAAAUUAAAAAGUAAAUGGACUGGACGUGUAUUUGAAUUUAUAGUGUUCGUUGUGUAUGUUCAAAUAUCAAGCAGGAUAUGAAAUAAGGAAUAUUGUUUAUGGGAUCUAUAAAUUUUAAGUGAAAAAUCACCUGUUAUCUGCAGUUUAUUAUGCAACCGCUAUAAAAGUGUAUUGCCUACUUAUAUACCCGAGAAAUACACAAUUGUCAACAAAUCGAUCUUUAAUAUGUACCUGAAAAUAACAGGUAUACAGAUCGAUAUUGGAUCUUCUCAGUGUUAACUUUAUGGCGAGUGAUGGAUUGUAUGUAAUGGCUGUAAGUGGGAUUUAUGGAUAUCAUGCAACUAAAACUGGUCCGAAAUGUUCCCUAGUGUGGAUGGCCAGCUGUUUUGUCAUCCCGCCGUCUGUGCAAUGUCGAAAUAUAGGGACUUGGGAUGACAUCUCCGAUGAUCUUCAUCGUCUUGAAUAUGGUGACAGUGAAAGUGAUCAUGUUAUGCCACGGAUGCUGACUCAUGCAGAUUUACACAGCGAAUCGCAAAAUAAUGUCAAUGAAAUCUAUCGGUUAUCCCCUGAACCUUACCGAAGUGAUCGGGAUGGAAAUUCUGAUCAAGAAAAAGACAGAAGCUUCGAACAUGAAGACCCGAUUGAUGACUAUCUUGCAGAAUAUGCUCAAAUUAUUUCAUCUAAGGACGAGGAAGAGGAGAACUAUACAGAGGAAUAUAUUAGACCAUCAGAGACAAGUUUUCAGACACAUGACGAGAAAAGGCAAAAGUUUGCUCGACGGAAAAGUUGUUCGGAUGUAAGUAAAAAAGCAGGUUUGUCAUUUGGUUUAAGUGUUCCGAAAGACCAAACUGCCGAUGAUUUUCAUGUGCACACGUCUCAAACGUCUGCUACAAAAUCAUCUAAGCCAGAAAAGUUCGAUUUGAAAAACAUAACUGCAAUGGCUCGAAGAAUGUCUAUUCCAAUUUUAGACAAAUCUGAAGACGUUGACCACGGAACAAAAGUUUACGGUGAAAAGUUGAUCAAGAAAAGUAAAACGACAAAACAAUUCCGAGAGGCCUUUUCAGAGGAAACGGAUGAUUAUAUUCCUCACAGAGCUCCCAAAACGUUAUCAAAGUCCUUAACCACUACUGAAAUAGAAAAUGCGUGUGAUGAAUUAAAGAAUGAAAAGCCUGGGAGUAUGAAAAAUAUUGUCGCAGAGUUAAAACUUAGGGGCCAAAAUUUCAAUGAAAGUCAUCGUAGCAAUGAAAAUCAUAACGACCAAGACAUUAAUUCAUAUCAGAAAAUGUCGAAAUCUUUAACAAUGACCGAAAUAGAAAAAGCAAGCGACGACUAUAAAAUAGAAUCCCCGGUUCAAUUCAGGAGUGUAGUGAAAGAACUCCAGCAACGCACCGAAGAGGUAACGGAAGAUGGAUAUCAUCACGACGAAUCUUUUGGAAGUACCGGUAAUAGUCUUGAUCAGUCUUUUACAGGGUCACAUACCUCAGAUAGCUCUCAUACAAAUAGUUUACGCAAAAAUAGAUCUGACGACAGUCGCAGAAUGGAAAAAAAUAAUUACAUGACGAAUAGAUCAAGUGAUCCAGUCCGAGGAUAUUCUAACAGUUUACAAAGCAAUAGGGCGUACAAUACUUGUUCUACAGAAAUGCGCAAUAAUCGCACAAACAGACAUUUCGACUCAUUGCGGGAUAGUAAUUUUUCCAAGACACUUCCUGCUAAUUUUGACGGAAAUAUCAACGGUGCUAGCACUCCAAGGAGUUUUCACUAUGAACACAAUUCUAAAAUAAACUCGACAAAGCAAAAAAAAGAAGAGCCUGCGUCAGAUCUUAUGAAGAAAUUAAACAAUCUAACGGCACAAACAAGAAUGGCAACGAGACCUAGUCUUGGAAAUAUAGAAGGAUACGAACCUUCAUCGUCAACAAUGAUGCGAUCACAUUCUGUAAUGAAUGUCUCUUCGCCACUCUCACCGAGAUAUGACCGCAAUCCUUUAUCAAGUAGUUUAAGUUCGUCUGCUUCUUCUUCUUCUGAUAUACCUGCAAUAUCUUACCACAGUGUUGUCGAUCCGUGUCACAGAUGCUGGAAGACUGUUUAUUCAUUGGAUAAAAUUGGACCAAUCAGAAAAGUACUGUAUCAUAAACAGUGCUUUCGAUGUGUCACGUGUAAUACGAUGCUUUCACUGAAUACUUACAAACACAAUGUGAAUGACAAGUCGGACGUGCAAAUUUACUGCAAGAAACACGUUCCGACACUAGAAUCACCUCACAUCGACUUAGGGGCGAAAAAUUUAAAUGUGAUGAUGCAUCAUCCAAAACUGGAUAGUGUGAAUACAAAUAUCAGAGGGUCAUUAGAAGAUAAACGUAAAAGUAGGAAUCUUCAUCCUUUAAGUAUAGGACGUGCCGUCAGCACUCCUAGACUAGAUUUAAUUUGUGGACCAAAUGAUAACUCCGAAUCAUAUGGUGAUUCUAGUAUCGACAAAAAUGGCAAUGUUAGUUUGCGAGAAUUGAAAAUGGACGAUACACCGAGGUCUGUUUGGUCGAGGUCGUCCUUCUCCGCUGCUAAAUUGGAUCUGACGGUACCAGCUUCCGGUAGGACAGGUUCGUCGCUAUACCGAACAGUUGACACAUGGAAUUACCUAUGAAUAUUAUGGAUAUAACGCAAUAUUUAGUACAUAUAGUCAAUGUGUUCAAAUGAAGUUAUAAUGGAUAAUAUUUAUCUCAUUUUAAUCUUUAAUCAGUUUUUAUAGUUUACAUUUCAUCAUCAGUUGUUUGUAUCGUUUGGUCAAGACAGCAAAAUAUUUUCAAAAGUUAGGAGUGCCGGUUUUUGAUACUAGGAUUGACACACCAAAGAAAGCUUUGUCAUUUACAAAAUAUGUUGGUAAAUGCUUCACUCAUAGUCGUUAAUUUCAGUUUUAUACUAGUACAUGUAUAUGUUUUAUUCAUAUAGACACGAUAUAUCUACAUUUACAGAGAAACAAAACAUUUAUAAAGUAGACUCGAAAUGAGAAACAUCAUUUGUUAAAUAUGCAAAAUGUUUCUCUAUUUAUGAUAUUUGAAAUACCAUGAAAUGUAUUUAAGGUUACGGUAUACAAAAAUAUAUUUUUCUGGAUUUAAUCUAUGGCUAGUACACUUUUCCCCCUUUAUUUUAACGGUUUAAAAGCCUUGCCUAUUACUGUGCUAAUGUGUUUAAUUGAUAUAUCUACAUAUUUGGGGGUUUUAUGGAUUAAAUUGGCAUAACACCAAACAUUUAAAUACAAACAAAACAAAAAAUCACGCCUUAAAUGAUUCAAGAUUCAAAGAAUAUUAUGUUUGUUUAAAUUUUGGAAUGAUCAUAACUUAUGUCUUUAUAAAAGUGACUAACAAAAUUUCGAACACAUCAUCGACAUGACUUAUUACAUAACAUUUUUUCUGUUAAGUUUUAUGAUGACUAAUUUUUAAUGUUUAAAUUUUGCAGUCAACCCAUUUAUUUAAUCGAUAGCUUUAAGCGUACAUAAUUUGGUCCGUUAUUUAUUUAGACAAAAUUGUACACGAGAAUGUUAUAUUGCAAUUAAAAGGUACUUAUAUUUUGUAAUAAAUAUAUAUGUAGCAAGCA